Messenger RNA from Cylas formicarius (sweet potato weevil), 4757 nucleotides. Its product is annotated as terminal nucleotidyltransferase 5C. The transcript is spliced from 6 exons. Bases 221 to 1702 code for a protein of 493 amino acids. Lineage: Eukaryota; Metazoa; Arthropoda; Insecta; Coleoptera; Brentidae. Gene Ontology annotation, molecular function: poly(A) RNA polymerase activity; RNA binding. The record is from RefSeq and is a predicted model, not a curated record. Gene Ontology annotation, biological process: mRNA stabilization.
GCGCGGAUCAGCGUCGCGUCGGCCAGGCAGUGGCAGAAGAGUUUUCCAGAAACGCGCGCAACCACAGUGCGCCGCGAAUACUUGAUCGGUGUGGUCGGUGUCGGUCGCUCGCUCUCUCUAUCUACUCUCUGCUUCAUCAAGUAGUGUGUUCCGAAGAAAAAAAAAAGUGUUAUCUCCAAUUUUGCAGCAGACGCGCGGAGUGCGUUUUUCUUCUGGCGGCAUGAAGUCAACUAGCCGGGCCGCCAAUUUGGCUGUCGUGGUGGAACCGUUUAACGCGGACGAUUCCGGCAACAGUUGCGGCAGCAGUGUGUUUUCCGAUUUUUCGGCACCGUCCGAAGACGAUUGCGGCCUUCAGGUGUCCGACUUGGAUACCGAUAUCGACGGAACGUCCGAAGUCCUACAGUGCGGCAUCGGCACCGAUACCGACGACGAGGACGUUGCGGGUCUGGGCGGUUCCGAACAUGAAUACGACCAUCAGAGGUCGCUGCACAGAAUCAAGCUAUGCGACGGCGACGAUGUGCAACAGAGACUGGCGGUACUGUCCUACGAGCAGGUGUGCCGACUGAACGAUGUCAUGGACGAGACGGUCAGCAUACAUGGCAGAGGAAACUUUCCCACAUUGGAGGUCCGUCUCCGUGACUUGGUGGAGGUGGUACGGGACAAACUCGAAGCGGAACCAUCCUCGGGAGGAGCUGGGAUGCGCGUGAGAGAUAUUCGACUAAAUGGUGGCGCGGCGUCCCAUGUGCUCGCAUCCCAACAACCCUACAACGAUCUCGAUCUCAUAUUUGGCGUGGAAUUGUCGUCGCCACGAAACUUUGAGAAAGUCAAAUCGGCAGUGUUGAGUUCGCUAUACGACAUGCUGCCCGAUGGCGUCAGCAGAAAAAGAAUAUCCACCUGUAGUCUCAAAGAAGCGUACGUCAGCAAGAUGGUCAAGGUAAAUAGCGGGUCUGGUACGGGCGACCGCUGGUCUCUCAUCUCGUUGGGCAACGCCCGUGGCAGGGGCGUCGAACUAAAAUUCGUCGAUCGCAUGCGACGCCAGUUCGAGUUUUCAGUAGACUCGUUCCAGAUAGUUCUCGAUUCGCUACUGCUAUUCUACAGGUGCGACGGACCGCCCGUCUCGGAGAACUUCUACCCCACGGUGGUGGGCGAAUCGGUCUACGGUGACUUUCAGGAAGCGCUCUACCACCUCCAGAAGAGGCUUAUCUCGACCAGGCAACCCGAAGAGAUUCGCGGCGGCGGCCUGCUCAAAUACUGCAAUCUACUAGUCAAAAAUUAUAAGCCCGCCCACCCAGACUACAUCAGGUCGUUGGAGAGGUACAUGUGCUCGCGAUUCUUCAUAGAUUUUCCGGACAUAUCGCAGCAGCGCACCAAACUGGAGACGUACCUCUGGAACCACUUCGUCGAACCAGAAGAGGAGGCGUUACGUCACCAGUUCCUGCUCCGCCUCCACGACGUUGUCGAACAGUCGACGGUGUGCCUGAUGGGCCACGAACGACGGCAGACCCUACACCUCAUCCAGAGCUUGGCAUGGCAGGUACUCUAUCAAGACCAGCAACAACGAAUGCUGGCUCAACCUCAAGCAACUGCAGCCCCACCGCUGGUGAUUGCCAACGGGGUAGUGUACGCCCCGUUGGCGGCCGUACCUCCCGGAUGCACCUAUUGCACGUGCACAUCGACAUGGAUGCAAUGUUGCAGCACGUGACCGCAAGUGGUCACUUUUGACGCGUCAUCUCUGUCCCAUCAUUUUUACGAUAACACAGUCAUCUACGACUAAAGUUGGAUCAUACUUGCGCGUGUAAUUGAGUCGGUCGGGCGUACCGCCCUUCUGUUUUUUGUCUUGCAAAUCCGCGUGACUCUAAGCUUAAUGGAAUUCAGCAGAUUAAAAAUUUUUUCCAGAUAAUAGAUUUGGCUAUGGGUGACCAAGUCGUUUUGCAUUUAACGGAAGAAAAAAUCGCCGAUUAGACUUUGUAGUUUUUCCAGCAAUGUGGGCGUAUAAUAAUAAUAAUAAUAAUAAUAAUCUUUAAUCAAUAUAGUGAGGUGUUUUUUAAUAUGUAUAUCAAUUAACAUGGAUGUUGGCGUACGUCAUAUAGUUAUAAGAUAAUGUAGUGGCCGUAAUGCGUUAAAAAUUGAUGCGUCGCAGGUGGCUAUGAUAUUUUCGUAGAGAAGGAUGUUUUGCACAUGCGUCACUCCCCAGCUGACUGAACUGAACUGAGAUUUCUACAUAUUUUGAAAAAAUACUGCCGUAAAAAUGCCGCAUCCAAACAUCGACGAUCUGAUGUUGUUUGUUGAAAGCUGCAAGGUCUACGUCAGAAUUUGUCAUUAGAACUGCCAUUUGUUAAAAAGGAAAUUUUAAAUCUCGCGCAUGCGCACGUUGGAUUGACUUUCUCAACAAAAUUUUACAUAGUUGCUUUAUGAGUUUCUGUACUGUCAGCAUAUACAGGGCGUAUAUAGUUCCAGUUGCUAUAUGAUGUACGUACAAUAACCAUUCCUCACGUUGGGGUGGUAUUUAACUUGGAAACCUGUUUUACACAUGCGAAAUUUUCAGGAAUUAAAAUGUAAAAUGUCAAAUGACUGAAAAUUUUUCGCCAAUUGAAAUCGUCAAAAUAUUUUUCAAAUUGGUUCGAUGAUUUAACAAUUCGAUAACCUAAACCGGUGGAAUUUCUAGUGCGGAAUAGACUUUAAGUAAAUUCCAUCUGUUGGGUAUGUAAAUGUCGAUGUUGGUUGAUAUAAAACGAUAAAAAAAAAUUGUACCUACAUAAAAUGUAAAAUAUGUUUGCAGUUUCGUUCAUCGAUGUUUUGAAUAUACGCUAACUGGAAAACCCCUCUCAAUGUUGCAGGCGCAACCUAAGUAGUUAUAGUCACAUUAACUGAUAAAAAAAAGUUGAUCUCAGCAGCAGCACCCGGUUUCGCUGUUAAUAAAAAAAUAAGUAAAUAAAUAAAUCAGGGUAAACGCGAGGGGAAAAGAAUAUUUUUAAAAUUCUUGCCGGUCCGACCGACUCGAAACGAUGAUUCUGUAUUUAGUGCGAUGCGUGUUUAGUAAUUUUGUUUGGAUCUUGUUUUGAAGCGCAUUUUAAUUUAUACAUUGAAUCACAUUCCGCUUUACAAUCAAUCUAAACGACAAUGACUCAAUGACUGACCUAAUAAGUUAAAAAAAAAGGUUCAUUCCUCAGAUGAUACCGGAGCAGGUGGAAUUGUUGAUAACGUUUUUGGGCGGGCGUUGACGUGGUUAAGUGCAGUUUGAUUAUUUCGAUAGCUCUUCCUUGCAGCGGGAGAGUGCGCAAACGAUCAAGCUGUUUUUGAUCCGUCGUCGAACAGGCCCAACUAUAUAAAGGCAACAAUUCUAUAACAGUAGGCUCUCUAUGACGUAUGGUCGCAGCCUUACUUCGUGUUUUGUACAUUAUUCGAAAACCAGACGGCGAAUGACCGCGCAUGUAUUUUUAUAAACUUGAUAAUGAGGCUGAUGUAAAACAAAAAUGACCUUUUUAUCUUAAUGUUUCAUAAUGGAAAUUUUUUAUUGGUGUGUGGCUGUGAACACAGAUAAUCCAAUUGGUUGUGUACUAUGAGAUUUUAAUCUGCUAUUGUAAUAAUGUUCGCUCUACGUUAUGUGCCGGGAGCGGACGAUAGAGGUACGGUGUGUGUAAAUGGUUUAACUUCUAGUAUUUGUGUGUAACUGUAAGCCUUAUUUUCUUAAAACUACAUCGCAACUGAACAACCCACAGUAGUUUUAACGGUUUCAGACGCGAUCUUGCAGAGUGACCAAAAUGAAAUGUAGUUUUUGAGUAAUAGCGUAGCAAAUGGUUAACCCAGUAUAUGGAAAAAAUCCCACAGGCCAGAAAGCACUAGCGACAUGCAACAAAACAAACUGUCACUUAGCUCACAAAACUUAGUUCUCCGCAAAUGCCAUCAAUUUUGAUACAUUUGGCAAGUGUAAUUGAUUGAAACAAAAAUGAAAGAAAAUUUUAAUUCCAUAAAAUGGGUGGUUUUUGUUUCAAUUAAAUUGACUGUGGUUCAAUUAAAUUUUAGCUAUGUUUUAGAGACAAGACAUUUGAUCUUGAUUCUAGGUACUUCAGUUGAACCGACUGCAGGUGUUUUGUAAUCCACCUCAGUAUUGUCUAGACAUCCAACGAGACAGUUCCAAGUUCAAAUUUGAGAAUCAUUUGCCAAUUCAACUUCUUAACCAGUAAUAAUUCUAAAAUCAUAGUGCCAUAUACAAUAAGAUAUGCGCUUUGAAUAACAAAAUGAGCAUGUACUUUAUAUUGAAUGUUUGAGCUUGGAACAUUUAUUUUUUUAUAGCUAAUAUCAAGUGGUACCUACUCGUCCUUAAGUCUAUGAAACAGUUUUAAUCAUUUAGAUUAGAAUGUAGGUCAUAAGGGCCAAAAACGAAUAACAUAAUCAAACCACUAGCAAAUCAAAAUUUAAGGGAUAUUUAUAAAGUAAUUGUACAGACUGGUUAUGUGACCUCUGAAUUAUGCCUAGAAGUACUUACAUACUUAUAUGCGAUGACAGGUCUGUUACAACCUUGCUCAGAUGUUCAGACAAAUUUGAGUGUUUUUGGGCAAUCUAAUAAAUAUAUGUUAUAUAUUAGUAUGAUUCACCACUAAGUUAUAUAUGAUAUAAAUUAAUCAUUAAAAUGAAGAUUAAAAUGUCUAUAUUUUAAAUGAAAUACGUAUAUGUAUGUUAUAAAGGGGCUUGAUCUGUAUAUUUUUAUUGUUCCAUAAGCCUCGAUUAAGAGUAUAUAUAAAAAUGUCAAAACACAA